This is a messenger RNA of Cajanus cajan (pigeon pea), 336 nucleotides long. RefSeq lists its product as uncharacterized. Lineage: Eukaryota; Viridiplantae; Streptophyta; Magnoliopsida; Fabales; Fabaceae. Gene Ontology annotation, biological process: mitochondrial translation. The record is from RefSeq and is a predicted model, not a curated record. Gene Ontology annotation, cellular component: mitochondrial large ribosomal subunit; ribosome. Gene Ontology annotation, molecular function: structural constituent of ribosome.
AUGGCACACAUUGCAAACCUUCGGAUGACGCCGUUUAUGCCCACAACUUCCUCAAACGACGUCAAAGAAAUCGCGUUUAAGACCGCCCCUUCAGCUUCCAAGGUCGAAAUCAAGCACCUUCUCGAAACCCUCUACGGCUUCGAGGUCCAAAAGGUGCGAACCCUGAUCAUGAAGGGCAAGAAGAAGCGUUACGCGGGUUCAUUGGUCGCAAAACCCGAUUACAAGAAGGCCUACGUCACCCUCAAGAAGCCACUUUCCUUCUCCCAGGACCUUUACCCCGUUCGUUCCACCCUCCAAGAUAAGAAGAAUGAGAAGAUGUUAACCACUCAGUGCUAG